CCAGUUUCUCCAAAAAAUAACCACGCUCGCUCUCCAGGGCCCUGGAGAGCUAGUAGGCAUCCAGAAUUCACCGUCACUCUCUUUUCAAACAUAUAUAAAAAUAUUCCGUGUGAGCACAUGCAUUUUUUGUAAAGUACAUCCCUUUUGUAGUUCAAAUGAUAAAGUAACUUCGGCCUCCCUCAGAUAAAGGAGGUUCCUUGUUUUCCUUUUUCUUGCUGCGUCACAGCUGCUACCAGCGCCAUCUUUCCUGCUCAGCCCAAGCCAUUUUCAUAUCUGAUCUUAUUCUGCCAAUUUUAAUUAGGACUCUCCGCCGAGGACCGUGGUGCCAUACAUCCAAUUAAUUUUGCCCCUCCUAGGUUUCCUUUAGGUAAUUAAUUCUUUCUUGGUGAGGUUCGCCAAAUCAUGAAAUAGCUGAUAUUGAAGGAAGGUGAGGACAGGUGACCUCACCUAGGCCCGAAGUCACCCCCCCACCAAAGCAGGCUCAAAGCUUCUCAAAACUUUUCAAAAUCAUUUUCUCAGCAGCUAAGCAUCAGAAACAUUCCGCUCUGCUGUAACAAAGGUAGAGAACAGUCCAUUGUUUCUCAGGCCUUUCUCAUGUCUUCUGGCCUUGCUAAAGAACCACAUUGCAACUUACUUUCUGUCCGGGAACCAUGCCAGAACAAGAGAUUGAAACAUAUCUGAACAUGCUGAAAACCCCUUGGCUUCUCACCCCCCCCCUUUCCUGGGAAGGGUGCCAAGAGUCCACAAUAGUCCCAAGACAGCUUUCUGUUCAUGCUCAGAGGAACUCCUGAGGGAGGAGAAAGGGGGAGGGAACUGGAAAGGGGUAUAUAUGCUUGUGCACAUGAUUGUGAACUCGUGCAUGCUUUUUGUGACUUAUCACACUUGCUCCUUCUACCAGUUCAUGGAUGGUAGAAAUAAAAGCCUUUUCUCAGAAACUGUUCCUUGAGUGUCUGUUGACUCCCACUUCCCUUUCCCGGGCGCAAUAUUUUUCCCACCCGAGGGCAAAGCCUCAUAAGGCUACAUUUCUUGGUGCGUUGGCCGGGAAAAAACAACAUUCCCUGAGGAUAAGGGAUGUGGGUUCAAGGCGUCCCUGCGGUGAACAGCUUGGUUCGUGUCAGCAGUUCCAGUGCACAUCCUGCCAAGUUCGUGGGAGGAAUUGCCACCCAUUCCUGAGUGGACACACUGCAAGGACCGGAGAAAAAGCAACGGCCGAAAGAAGGUACCUCGAGGAACAAGGUAGGCUCCACAGGGUAUAGGUGGGAGCAAGCUCCACAGGGUUAGGUGGGAGCAAAGAGAGUUUGAUCAGCUCUGCCAGCAGGGUAGAAGAAGUGCCACUGGUUUUGGUUUCGCCCAGAAAAAGCAGUAAAAGGUGCUCUUGGGCCCCGGUCGAAGUCUAAGCGCUGCCGGUUGUGGUUGGUUUUGGUAAAAAGGGGAUUGGGGGAGGUGCAUGGGUUUCUGAAUGUGCGUGUGGGGACACUCCAGUGAAGGUUUUGAGUGCAUGAGACGUUGGAAGCAACGUGUGGUCUGUGACUGAGAGAAAUUACGUUAGGAGGAGGGAGUGUCCCAGUAUCCCAAGUGUUCCAGGGUUCCAGGGUCAUGGAGAAAAAGCAGUAAAACAACUCCCACGACCCCCCUGCAAUUGUUUCCUGAAAAAAAAAUAUUGGAAAGAUGCCACAAAGGGAGAAGAUAUAACAAUUACAAAAAUACAGUAGCCGCUCACCACAUUAAUCAAAACACCAAGAUGGGAGUCUUUUUGAAGUCCAAAGCUUGACCUCCAGUGACUGUGUAGUUUAGCAGAUUUUCCUUUUAUCUCUUUCUGUCCAGAAAGACUUUUGUCCAAAUCUUUUUAAUUUUUAGAAAUCAGGUAUUCCCUGCUCGAGAGAUUGACCCCAGAGAGUUCCCAGUUUGUGCCAUGCAACGCCCAGCAUCCUAGCCCCUCCAUCUUGUUACGAGAGGCUGAUAAUGGACGAUCUGCGGGUGGCUAAGCUCCCCUACCCUCGGGGGGUUGACAGAGCUAAUUACACUCAUAUUAACCCUGGAUUUCUGGCACUACUGGGGGUCCAGUCUCAUGGGUGGCAGCCAUUUCCCUCAGCAGGAAACAGGAAGUCUGAUCUGGGGACAUUUUUAACUAAAGAAGAGGUUGCAUUUUUGUUUAUAAAGUGCCUUAAAAGUAAGCAAGCAUGGAACAGAAAUAAAUACGGACAGUGUCUAUUUGCCUUCUAAAAAGAAUGUUAAAAGCUGCAAAAAAUAUAAGAAGACAUCUGACACAACAGGAAAGGAAACAGAAAUGGAGGGGAAAUCUGAACAGUCAUUUAAAAUCACAGGUAGCCUCUCAAAUCAUUUUAACUAGGAAAUCAAUGAAUUUGAAGUUUUCUAGACAUCUAGAAUUUUGCUGUUGUUAUUGUUCUCUUGCCAGGCUAUAAAUCGGAUCCCAGUGCUCAAACCAAAAAUUAUGUGACACCAUUGAAGAUUCUACAAUGAAAUAAGUUCACAGUGUGCCAUAAGCAAAGUGACAGGUCACAUUGCAGCAGAUCUGAAGAUCUCUGCAAUUGCAGGGUAUUUUCAAGCUUUUUAAUGUUUACUGUUCUUUAUUAUUGAAGAAGAACCAGUGUUUUUGUUUGCUCGUUUCAUAUUGCUCUAUUUACACUUGCAUUUUGUUCUACACAAACUACGCAAAAUGCCUACCAAAGACAUUAUCUCAUUUUUCAAAUUCUUAAGGAUCUCAUAUAUAGAUAAAAGUCUUCAGGAUGCUUACUGAGAAGCAAGCUCUACUAAAUUACCAGUAAUUAGACUUACUUUCAAAUAAAUACAUUUUGAAACAGGAUACAUGAGUAGAACUGUCCCAGGACCCAAUUAAAUCUUAAGGGCUUUGGACAUUUUAACCACACAUUCUAAUGCAUGUGUAUGCUUGAUGUGUGCUCGAAUCUUCCUCAGCAAAUUUGCUUAUCAUAUUAAUUUAUUAUUUUAAAUACAGCAAUAUGCUUUUACUUUUUUAUUUAAAAAAAGUUUCUAAAGAAAAUUAAGUUAUCCCAAUUCUCUGAUUUUGCUCAGUGUACAAUUUCAAAUAGAGCUGUUACCAAACUCACAAGGUUCCCAAGGCAAAAAAAGCCACAAGCCAUAACAGGUGCAUAAAUCAUAAUAGGGCAUUUUGCUUUGCCAGCAACGGAACAUUUCUUACUCUGCCAAUGUCCAAUAGAUUAAAGCUCCCACACAAGGAACUGAUUUAUCUUUCUGGUUCUUUUCGCUUAAGGAUCAUUAAUCACUAGUAGUAGUCCCCAAUUUAAAAGAAAGCAAAUUAAAUCUAAGCUUAUCAAUAAAAUAAAGGUAAUUCUUCUUUAAAACAUCUGCCAGUUAAUAUUCUAUGGUUGUCAUAUUUUGUUUAUAUUUAUAUUUUCUAUUUACAAGAAAACAGGUGGUUAUUAAUACCUUGACUGUGAUAGGAACAUGAGAAGAAGAAAACAAAAGACAUUUCAUUUUGUCUCAUACACCAGGCAUUAGCAAGAUAUUUCAUUUCUCUACAUACGUCAGACUUUAACUUUGGCCUCAGAUAUUAGCUAGAAGCAAGCAAAGCAUAAUUUUUGUCUCCCCAGAAACAUUUUAACCCAGCUCAAAUGGGGCAGAGCAUAAACUUUCAACCUUUCUGUUACUUCUUAAUGCUCCUUACUAAUCACCCAUAAACACUACACUGCAAUGGUCAGAAAAAGCUACCAAGAGGCUGCUAGCACCCAACUCCCAUAUCUUGUGACUUUGUCCUUUUUACUUCCCUAAAAAUUGUACUGACCAAGUUAAAAAGCAGUUACGAAGCUAGAAUGCCCCCCCCAAAAAAAAACACCUCUCCCAGACAUUCCAUCACCUCCACCAUGAGCAGAAAAGUAGAAAACAGCAUGUUGCCAUCAUAUGGCCAUACGGAUUUAUUAUGCUAAAUGUUGAAUCUGUCUUGAAUUAGUGCCUUACUCAUCUCCCCAUAUCCACAGUGCUGGAUGUAGGCAUACAAGGGAAGUGAUGAAGUGAGAAACUGACUCUCCUCUUGCUUGCUUGCAGAAACAGAUUUUACAGACAAUGACAGACGUGUUCAUUGUCAUGGACCUAGAAGCGGCCCGAAAGCCAUACUCUGCGGACAUGCGGGAGGAGUAGGCAGGAACACAACCCCCAUGCAAACAGUGAGUCACCUGUAUUGCAGUAAAGUGGUAAGUGGUCAUCUAACUCUUCUUUAACUGUUUUAAACUAUUUCCUCUCAACUUCAGUGAGUUUCCUUGAGAGGAUUCUCUACUGAUGAGGCCAUGGUAAUAAUAAUAAUAAAUAAUAAUAAUUUAUUAUUAUUGAUACCCCACCCAUCUAUACUUAGUUUUCCUGUACCUGCUGGUCAAGGCCAGAUGGCUGGGGAGACCUUUGGGAUCUGCUUAUCCUAAGUGGCUAGGUUUCAGGGUGGUGGAAAUCAAAUUCUGCUGUGGGCAGAACUUGGAAGCAGAUUGGGGAUAGGGUGGCAAUGUCUACAAUCAAAGAGGAUAGGGACAGACUAGACUCACCCUUGCAGAUUCUUAUAGGCUCUCUCAGUUGCAGGCCUCUCCCAUCUUUUUUCACACAACUCUUCUUUUCUGCAGAAGUUGUGCUUUCUUCCUGCAGGCUCUCUCAAUUCCAGGGCUCUCCUCUGUCUGUUAAUGUAACAACAAUAAUAAAUACUGACUGCAGGAACUGGGAAUUCCUAGAAUGCCUUGAAUGGAAACCUGUGCCCUACUUUCUGUUUUGUGAGACUGUCAGAACACUAUGGAUCAUCUCUACUCUGACACCACAUAGGAAUAACAGCCGAGAAACUAUGUUGGGAGAGGUAAAAGAAUUCUAACUUCCACCUCUAACCUCCCUAACACAACACCACCUACUGGUGCUUAUACAACUAAGACCAUGCUAACCAGUUGUCAUAACAUUUUAAAUUAAAUUCUGUACUGGCUAUUAACAUUGCUAGACUGUGUGUUGUGUGUGUGUGUGUGUGUGUGUGUGUGUGUGUAAACUGCCUUGAGAUGUUUUAAUAAAAUGCAGUAUAUAAAUAUUUUGAAUAACUAAAAACACCAGUGAAGUGGUUUGAAACUAGUGUUACCCAUCAUCAACAUAUUAAGUAAAAAUUCAAUUUAAGGCACCCAGAGUUUUGAGUCACGUUUUCUUUAAAAAAAUGGUGAAGAGCAGCAGAAAUAUUUGGGAGCUAGUCAUUUGCCAGCAGGAGAUGUACUAUAUAAUUAAACUGUCAUCCUUGUUGAUAGCUUAUUACCAGCAGGUAAUAAGAUAUGUGUGUCAUUACAAGUCAUUGUACUGUAUUUUAUGCUGCAAGAGAUUAGGGUAUGUUUCCAGUGACAGAACAGAGUGAAUGCUUAGAGAUUGUUGCCAUUAUGGACAUUAUAAAUCACAAUCUACAAUUUAAUAGUUUAACAAUUAACUAUAGUGCCAAAGCUGGAAAAUUACUAGCAAUGAAUGGCUGCUUACCCCACUGGUAAAAAGUGAACGUUAACGAGCUGUAGUGAAAGAAAUCCCUGAGGAAUGGUAGAAGUGGUUUAUACUAUUCUGCUCUAAUUCUGUACGUAUAGCCACAUAUGCAAAUGAAAAUAAACUACUGGUUGUAUUAUAAGUACAGUUGUAAGACAUUAAAGGGGAAUUGACUAGAACCAAUCUGUUUCUCGAUAAAGAGGUGUUCACACCACAACUACAUGCAUAAAAGGGUGUCGUCUUUACUCUAAGUCUAGGGUGAGAUUCAACUAAACUUUACUCAGGGUAAACCUAUUAAAAAUAAUGGACCUAUGUUCAGUUCAAGUUCAUCCAAAUGCACUUCUUUUUGCAUAAUUAUUUAUGCCUGCCCCACAGCUAUUAAACACAAAAGAGCGCUGCUCUCCCCUAAUGCCAACCCUAAAUCAUGUGAAGAACUCAAGGUAAGAGUUAAAAGGAAAGAAAGCAUUAAUUUGGGAAACUUGGAAAUUUGUUUUUAAAUAAAUAAAAUGAGCAGGGGUAGCCCAUCCCAUUUCACUGCCUGAAAUGAAAUGAGAAGUUGUCCCCACUCCACCGAAGCCUCACUUACACUGUAGCAGCAGCCUCUGAUAAUAUCUCAUAGAACUCUCAUGAGAUUCUGCAAGUUCUCACCAGAAACUGCCACCACGCAACCCUGGCGGCAGCCCAUAGGAGUGUCAUCCCGUGAGAUCCUGUCACCUGAAGCAGUUGCUUCAGUCUGCCUCACGUGUGAGCCGGCCCUUAACAUGAGCACCAGUAAUUGUACAAACCUAAUUAUUAAAGUGGGCAAUGUCCCACCUGUCCUAAUGGACCAGCCUCCACCAAACAAGCUUAUCUGGAAGCAUCCAUGUUGAUUUCCCUCAUGUAGCUGCUAAAAAUUUACAUUGGCUAAUGGUCAAAAUAGAUUGCUGUGGUUACACAAAGACAGGAAGAGGUAAACAAAAGUAAUGCUUUACCAUCUGUUAAGAUGGGUGGGGUUACACCUUCAUGGUGUACUCUAGGAGUUUGUUCCUACAACACUUUGUUCUGUGUACACACCAAGCCUUUCUGAGCCAUACAUAUAUCAACACUUACAUAGAGAAACAUAUCAUGACAUAAAAAAAGUUAAUGUAUGUAUGUUGGGAGGGGGUAAACUGGUCCUCCAAAGGUGCUAGAAAUACAACUCCCAUCACUGCUGACCAUUAGCCAUGCUGGCUGAGGGCUGGUGGGGGUUGUAGUUCAAUAACAUCUAACCACCUCAUAUGUCAAUCAGUUGAUCAUGAUCAUAACUUCUAUAACAGGAGCAGCAGUCCCCCCCCCAUGGCUGCUAUCAAGAAUAUGCUGGUGGAAACAGGCACCUGCUGAUAUUACAGAUAAGUAGGCCUUGUUGCAUGUGAAAUUGUCUACUGCAUUUAUAUACCAUUUCAAGGUGGAUUACAACUUAAAAUACCAGCAAUGAAAACACACAAUGAUGUAGUAGUAAAUUUAGAAGUGCUUGAGUUCAGCGCAACAGUCCCCUUAGCCAUACCCCUAUGGCCACACCCAAACUAAGACUACGCAAGAAAAAAUGGACUUUCAAAUGUUUUACGUUGCAUAAAUUCAUUGGGCCCUGUCACAACCCCACUAUAUCCAGAGUGCAAGUGAUUGAGUGAGGAGAAGUGGCUGCUCCUUCUGUGGCCAGCACUCUGCUACAGUGCACUGCCCACAAAGAGCAAACAGACAUGAGAGGGCCACUUGUGCUUAACAGCUAGCACACAGGCCCAGGUAGGGUGGACAAGAGAGCCACCACCUUCUCCUGCUUAUACACUACCCACCCAGUCCCCUUGCCCCUGCAAAGCAGCAAAGCUCAGAAGAGGAUGCACUUCUAGCAGAGGUGUACCGAGGAGUUGGCGAAACUGCUUCCCCACCACCACCAAAAAUCAACUAUCAGACUAUGGAAUGUAUGAUAUUUAUGUGUAUGAUGACAUGCUGCCUCUGCUGCGGCGACAUCAAACGGCACAAAGGCGUGUGAAUUUUUCUGCCCUUCCUUCUCACCUUGCCCUCACUCCAGACGCUUUUGAGUAUUUGGGUCCUGUAAAAUAUAAUUUCUAAUGUGGCUAUUGCAAUAAACUGAUUGGGGGGGGGGGCAACAAUGCCGCUCUUUGCCAAGAGUGCAAGGGACCCUAGGUACACCUCUGACUGCUAGAGGCGGAGAAGUCACUGGCCAAUGGGAUGGGAAGACAGGCUGCUAUUUACCUUUUGCCUUUGACUGCCUUUCCUCACCACCAGUUCCAGCUGUUUCAUGCUAAACUUAGCCGGCAUUACCAUUAGGCACUGCCGCCCCCCACCAUUAUAUUACCUUCAGUGCUGGCUGACUGUUUUAAAGUACAGAGAAAAACGGGCGGGAGAAAGAAUGGAAGAAUGGGGCGGAAGGGAGUGUGCUGGAAGAGGGCGUGCAUGGCUGGCUGGCUGGCUGGCUGGCACACACCCAUAGUUAUUUGUAACUUUCGCUUGUAAAUAUGAAAGGCAGAAUAUUCGUGGGGUUAAAUAGCCUUACAGGAAAGGGGGAAAGUUAUGGGGAGUCUAACUUAAACAAGCCCAGCUUCAGAAGCCUAUUGCGGAGUUAAUAAAUGCAAGAGACGAAAGGCAGAAGCAUCUUUCGCUGCGCGUCAGGGGCGAGUGAGACCAGCAGCGAGGUUCGAAGAAGACGCCGUCCCUCCAAGCGCGAGAAUAUGAAAAAGGCGCCUGGGCUGCUGAGCCGAGACUUUCCCGGGUUCAUGUGUGUUAAUUUUCGCCUCAGGUGGCAGGAGCCCUUCUCUCUACCGCCCGUUUUUAACUUUCGCUCGCGUCAAAAUAAAGGCACGCCACCGGGGUCAAGCGGGGCAUUCGCGGCAAGUGACCCGUCAGAGCGCCGCGGCUCGGUCCCUUUCCUCCUCAACCUGCAGAGGAUCUGGGUCUGGAAAGCCGAGGAAACUCCGGCGGGGCAAAUGGCAGGAGGCAGGGGAGGAGGAGGAGCGAAGCGGGUACCUGAGAACAGCUGGCGCGCCCGAGGGUCCCGGCCUCUGGAAGUCCCACGAAGCGCGUGUCCCCGAGGCGCUGCAUAUAAAGCGCUGCAUAUAAAGGGGAAGGAAAGGGAGGGCACGGCAGGGCAGGGCAAGGACCGGGCGGCAGUCCCUCCUUCCCUCCGCAGCGGAUCUCAGCGGCUCCCUCUCCACACGCCAGGCGAGUCCCCGCAAGGGGAGGAGAAAAGUUUAUGUCUCCGGAGAGCCAAGGGGGCCGUUCUGUGGAGAGGCAGCGGCGGAGAAGCCCUCGCGUCACGCGGGAGUCCCCGAGCGCGCAAUAUUUGGCGGGGUCCUGGAGCGCGGCUGAGGAGAAGCGACUCUCUCCUGCCGUCUCUCUCACACAAAUAAACACACGCACAGACGGGCGCUCUGGCGCUGUGCUGAAACGAGCGGGCUUAUCGCCUUUCUGGUGACACGACGACACAACCCACGUUGCGUGAGAAAAGACGGUUCCGAAAGGGCGCGGGGCGGAGCUACUCUUGACGCCACAACAAGUCUAAAGGGCCCGCAAGGCUUUUUAUUUUUCUUUCCCGCCUUCGUGUCCCUAUAGGAAAAAGAGGGUUCUUGUGACACAGCUAACCUGCCGUGAUUUGCCUCCUGCUUCGCUCAUAGACGCACCUAUAGCACUUUAAAAAGUGAUGCUGCCACAGUCUUCACGGCAAGUGUAGUAAACGCGGGGCCCGUGAGAUGUGUUGGCCUCCCAUCAGCCCCAGAGAGCAUAACCAACCGCCGGGGAUUAUGGGAAUUGUAAGCCUUCAACAUCUGGAGGGCGCCAGGUGAGCUACCAGUGCUUCAGGCAGACAGGAUAUUGUUGUCUUGUUAGCAAAUGCAGCAGGAGAAACCCCUGCAAUGAACAGACCGGCAGCUGGGGAAAGUACUUUUAAGGUUAUGCCACAGUCAACCCGUAAUGCUGGUGGUCAACAAAAGAGGUUUAAAGACUGUCUGAAGGCAAAUCUAAAAAAAUGUAGUAUAAACACUGACUACUGGGAAACACUGGCCUGCAAGCGCUCCAGUUGGAGAACAGCCUUUACCAAAGGUGUCAUGGGCUUUGAAGACACUUGAACUCAGGAUGCAAGGGAGAAAUGUGCUAGGAGGAAGGCAUGCUUGGCAAAUCCACACCGUGAUCAGCUCCCGCCCAGAAACCAAUGUCCCCACUGUGGAAGGAUGUGUGGAUCCAGAAAUGGCCUCCACAGUCACUUACGGACUCAUUGUUAAAACCGUGUUUAUGGAAGACAAUCUUACUCCGCUACGUGUGAUUGCCGAAGAAGAAGUCAAUCUCUUGGUGCACACUAUACUUAAACAGACAUCUGAAGCACUUUCUUUCCCUCAUAGGAUUAUGGGCACUUUAGGUUGCUGGGGUCUGCAAUUCUGUGAGGGGUAAACUACAGUGCCCAGAAUUUUUUGUGCUUUAAAAGUACACUGGUACCUCAGGUUAAGUACUUAAUUCAUUCUGGAGGUCUGUUCUUAACCUGAAACUGUUCUUAACCUGAAGCACCACUUUAGCUAAUGGGGCCUUCCGCUGCUGCUGCUGCUGCUGCUGCUGCACCACCGCGCGAUUUCUGUUCUCACCCUGAAGCAAAGUUCUUAACCCGAGGUACUAGUUCUGGGUUAGCGGAGUCUGUAACCUGAAGCGUAUGUAACCUGUAGCGUAUGUAACCCGAGGUACCACUGUAUACAGUUGGUGCCAUAAGACUCUUUGAGUCAAUGUAGCAAGAGUUCCUGAAACAAGACGGACACACAGACCAAUCACACUUUCGCUCCUCCCAUGAUUUUAAGUGAAUUUCAAGUCAUAGGUCCGAUAAUGUUUUGCUUUGCUUUGCUUUGUUUUUGUCCCAGGGUUUUCUCUGGGAAAAUCUGCUGUUUAUCAUUGAAUCAGAACAAAGUCAAUCAAGUUUUCAAUGGAAUGCCAUUACUGUAGAGUAGUUCCAAUUCAGUGGGUUUUCCUGGGGAAAGUGGCAGGACAGGAAAAAACACCUCUUGGCUCUGUGACUUGACUCACUUGAAAUUAUAGGACAAAUGGCAGUCUGGGUGAGCCCAUAGCUAGCCCUCUUGGCAUUUGUCUCCUGCUACAUUGGCUCACACACAGUUUUCUAAAAGGGGGUUGUUUUGUCAAACCACAAAACACUUAGAAAUGUUUUCUUUGUAAACCAUCUGUGCUUCACUGUGUAUGUGUGUGUGCUUUAGAAAAAAACAGUGUUUCAUAACAGAGCUUGCCAAUGUUUGUCUGGCUUGAAACUCAUUUCCCUCUUCCUGGGUCAUGUUUUAUUGGUCAGCUGCUUAGGCUUGCCCUGUGAAAUGUUUACAACUUUUAGCUGCUUAUUUAGACAUAUUUAAACAGUUCACUCCACUUAUGUUUUCUUUUAUUGAACUGGAUACUGUUUCUAUUUCUUCUUUAAAAAAUUCAGUAACUUAAACAUAGACUUUUGUGGGACUAGCAAUUAAUAUGGAAUAAACACUACUAUGGCACACCUAGAUUAGAAUUCCCAUUUCAUCUGUAAGCAUGCACUGAAAAAAAAUAGACAAUAUUGUUUCUUUAACCAUUCUGAUCUUUAGUAAAAUUCAUCGCAGAAAGGAGAACCUCACCUUUUGACUAAGUUGGCAAAACUAGGGAAAUGCAGAGGACACUUAGAAUGAGCCAACCAACCACCAUUCAUUAUUGCUUUGUUCUAAUCAUGAGACAAACUGUGUGCACACAUCCCAGCAGGUUGCUGAUUCCAUAAGAAAGACCUAGACCAUCAAUUCUGGUCAUGUGCUCACCCACUUACCUUGGGAUUGUCUAUAGAAUGCAUAUCUCUCCUGUUUUAUUUGUUGCAUUACUCCAUUAGUGCAUCAAGCAGUGGUGUGCAAUGGGGAACAGUCAUGCAAUGGGGAAUUGUCCAGCUGCAAAUCCUGUACAAAUGCUGAAUGAUGAUGGAAGUGGUUCAGGCUCUCAAAUCUUCUCUUUAGGUCUAGUUUCAGAACAAUGGAGUCAGCUGAUACACACCGCUAGUAUGAAAGCUAAUGUAUCCGCUCAGUUUGAUAAGACUGAGUCAGUUGUGGAAAGUCAACAGGCUGACUGUUUAAGCUUUUCAUGAUGAUUUGUAAUAUUAUUGAAAAUGUUAUAUUUUUCUCCUCACUAAGGGAAAUGGCUAAACAAUUUGAUUCUGAUUUAUAUGUCAUAUGUAAGAGGACCAGCCCAGUCAAAACCAUGCACUUGGACCUAAUGAGAAAAAUGAAGGUCACAAUUUUUUUGAGGCUGCAAUUUACCCUGGGUUUAUAGCAUUUUAUAGUUUGUACAAAAAUAAUGAAGAUGUCUAAUUUUGAGCAUUGAGGUUCUAAUGUCAUCAAGGUCAUUAAUUCAAUAUUAGCUUUCCAAUAAACAAACUUUUGUGUUCACUACCAUGUCUCUUUUUUUACAGUCAACAGGCUGCAAUGUGCUAUACUGAAGCAGCUGUGGAAAGAGGUAUGACCUGGGAUUUUUAAUGACUGGGCUAUUUGACUAUACUGAGAUAGAUCACAGCAGCCAAAGGACAAGGAAUCAAAACAAAAGAUGGGGAAAUGAAAAACCAAUUGACAAAACUCAAUUUUGUCAAGAGUAAGAAGGAAUACCUCAAGUGUCAUUGACUGACUGUAACUGGAAAAAAGCAAACUAACCUUUUGAGGUUAGCAUUUAUGAGGUUAAAAUGCAUUUGCUCUUUAAUUUUAUAACAAGAUGAUGCAUAAACAGUUGCUAGAAGUAUUCAGAAGUAAUGCAGGUGUCAGAUAAUAUCAUGUUAAGGCAUGCCUGCAGUGCCACCUGCAAUCCCCCUGCAUUAAAUUCACAUUCAUUUUCUUAAUGACACAAAACUGUGCUUCCUAAUUAAACUGGGGACACUUAAUAGCCAUCAAAACACUACUUACCAUAGCAAGGUGUUUAUUUAUUGCAUAAAUUAUUCUGAUGCUCUCACCAUCUACAAAAAACCCCUCUUCUAAUAUAUGCAAGUCUCAUUUCUUGUGGGCACAGGCUAUUUGGCAAGAUAUAGACAAUUACCAUCACUAAUGAGCAACUAAAUUACAAUUUAGUAAUUUAAGUGCAAUGGCAAACAAACUCAAUAGUUUACAAGAAGCGAACACUAACCUGAAUUAAAUGCUAACCUGAAUUUACCAACCAACAUAAUUGUUAAAUAAAAUGUGGUCAUAUUAUAUUAGAAGAGAAAAUGAAGUCAGUGUCAUCCAAUUUGCAACAAUUUAAGGCUAGUUUGCAAAGUGGAUGCACAUUUAAGAAAUUGAUUUUGUUGUUGUUAUGUUUAUCUCAAGGGAGUGCUUGCAUUUCUACCGUGGUCAAUAUCAGCUUUUAUCAGAGAACUAAGCUCAAAGGGCACUAGGCCAAAAAUAGACACACCUUUCUUCUCUUCCACACCCAGGGCCCAAGAGAAGGGAGUGCAGGGGAUAUAUCAUACCCCUGCCUAGAGUCAAAAGGGGAGCCUGGGAGCCAAAGUAGGGGAGCCAGAAAUUUCCUAGGACCUAUAUUGCAUGAAGACUAGCAUUUACAUUUUGUGUAAGCCUACAUAAAACACCAUAUUGCUUCUUUCCCCCAUCUACUUCCUCUUCUGGGUGUUGGCACUGGCAGCUGCCCACCUACAAGCAGAGGAGGGCAAAGCAGUUCAUUGCCACCAUUAUUAUCUCAUGAACAGAUGAAUAACAGACUACAGCUGGUAAAAUUAUCUUUUCCAUACAACUCUCCUAAGCAGGAAAUAGUUAAUAUUUGCACUGAUUCAAAGUAACCAGAAAGUUGAUCUACCUUUCUUUUUAUUAAUACUAAUGUCUUCCAGUGAUCUGAUUUGCAUUGCAGUAUAAAAAGGAUGAUUAAUGGAGAAUGGAAGGGUACCAAAAGACACUUUGUACCCUAUGAUGAAAUUUCUCUCAGAGGCCCUCUCCAGACAGGAGAAAAACUGCAGAUGUUGUAAUAAAAAAGGAGUGGCAGAAGAACCACUGCUCAGUCCUGAAUCGUUCUCAACUCCUUGCCCUCCCGCUUUUGGCAAUAAUCAUCAUGUUCUGACUAGUGUCAAGUCUGAGCAAUGUUUCUCCAUAAAGAUGACCAAAUUGUUUUAUUAAAUAGAGGAGAGGAGAGGCAAGGGGUGACAUAACUGAGCUUCUGGUGCUCAGAGUGCAUUUCCCCACAGGGGAGCCGUGGAAAGAAUGUAGUUGGUCAAGGGAGCCAUGGACUCAAAAAAGGUUGAAAACCUCUGGUCUACACACAAAGGGGGAAUAUCAUCUUUGAGUGUAGCACAGAUAUUAAGAAGUUUAUUAAGAAUAAGAAGCAAUACCAUGACCACAGAAAAAAUGAGUAGCUGUGAAGUAAAUAUGAUGUGGUUGCAUUAAAAAAAAGAAAAAAAUGAUGCAAAAUUAGUCAACAGUUAAUUAAACUUUUUUCAUUGCAAACAAAAGUGAUAGGGAGAUAUCCAAAAUCAGAUGUUAAAACUUUUCAGUGUGGAUAUAAUGCUAUAGAGUGUAUCUAUCAGAUUACCUGUUGAAGGAAAAAUGAAACAGAAAAUUGGAAACACUUGCUGUUUUAAAAGAAAUCUAUAUAAAUUAAAGGAAGGAAGAGUGAAUGAGCAAUUUUGCUGAUGAUUUUCUUGGCCUAGCAUGCAGUAUGCUGUGGAAAGAAUGACUUUUGGCUUAAUCAACAUACAGCUGUAUGAAGACUCGGCAGAGACAAUAUUUUAUUUGAGAAUCAUUGGAGAGACUGUGUACUCUCCCCCACCCUAUAAUCUAGAUAUGUUUUGCCCUGAAAAGCACUUCUUGGGAAACUGAUUUCAUUUCAAAAAUAAAAGCACAUUGGAGAUGGAUUCUGCAUUACCCCACACAGUGCUUGUUCAAAAACAGAUGUAGGUAGUCUUGGCAAUGGGAGUAUUGUAGCCAAUGAUGUUGUGGGUGCGGGAAUGCAAUGAUCAUAACCACUCCACCUUACUUCAUUCACCAGGGCAUGUUCAGGGUGGGGAAGCAUAGAUGACCUACUCGGGGGAAGGCUUUUCAAAUGUGUGUCCAGUAACCACACACAGCCUUGUGGAAGAAUCAAUGGAGCUUGAAAGCAGCAUGCUGACUGAGCAUGCACCAUUCCAGAUUGAGGGGAAAAAAUACAUUUUUUACUACAAACAUGUUAGUGUGUAUGUAGCCUUAGCGAAGCUGUAAUCAGUACAGAUAACAGAUAUUCAGGAAUUUGCUUUCCUUUCUUGCUAGCUGGUAAAAUGGGGACUUUAGCACUGAUAUCAAAUGGAUAAAUAUUCCAUGUGUAUGACACCAUUAGUUUAAUGUUACUAUAUUUAUAUCUCUGUUCCCCCCCCCAAAAAAAAUAUCCUAGUCCAACUAUACUGAGUCAUAGUGCCCAAUCCCACUGAAAGAAAUGGUGCUUCGGGUAGUUGUGACUAACUUCUUCCAUUGCUUCACUGGGGCUUUUAUGCUAAUUGAUAAAACCAAGUAUCUGUAUUUUUACCUCCUUUGUCAGUUUUGUCCAUAAGGCCUACUAAGCCUUCUGAAGCUUUACAUGGCAUGUGUGCCUUUUUCCAGCAGCUGCUAUCCUUACAGUUUAAGGAGAUGAAAGCUCUUUUAAGGCUAGAUUAUUAAAAUGAGGAAAACUAAUAAUUAAAUAUGCAAAGCCAUUGGCUUGGGGUUAUCAAGAUGACCUUGUGUGCUUGUGAAGGGGUGCUGGAACCCCGAGCACCAUGCAAGGGUAAUAACAUCAGGGAAGGUUAAGAGCAGAUGACAGACCCUCCAAUUCUCCCUAUUUUCCAGGGAUGUCCCUGAUUUAGAAAAGGCAUCCCAUUUUCUUAUUUGAUCGUGGAAUGUCCUGCUUUUCCUUAAGACAUCCCUAUUUUCACUGGAGAAACUUUGGGGGGUAUGGAGUUAUUCGACUCCUGAGCCGUCAGAAGGCCACCCUGUACAGGGAAGGUUUUUUUUUAAUGAUUAAUGUUUUAGUAUUUAUAUAUCUGUUUGAAGCUGCCUGGAGAGGCUGGGGCAAUCCAGAAAGAUGGGGGGGGGUAUAAAUAGUAAAAUUAUCAUUAUGGAAUGGGAAGUCCCUUUUUUAUCGGAAAAAUGUUGGAGGGUAUAAGAUGACCCCUGUUGUUAUCAGGGCCAGUUUGUAGAUACGCAGGUUAUAUCUUUUAAGCUUUAGAAAUAUUUGCAUUCAAAAGCCACGAUCAACUUAAAUGGUUUUCUCUGGACCUUUGACACCAAUCACUAGGAACCCAAGAGAAAUCGUGUGGCUUUCCUGGAAAAAAGUAAAAACAUUAUUGCAAAGUCAAACAGAGACAUGAAAAGGAAUAGAAGUGGAUUAUUUCAAAGUCAGGGAAAGUUUAUGCUUUAAAAGUGUUCUGACUUUAAGUGUUGUUGUUUUUUUAAUUCAAGCAUUGAAACAUGUCGUAGCUGAUUAAUAGCUGCUGAACAUCUUAACUAGACACAGACAAAUUGCCAAGGGAAUCAUGAUACAUGAAGUAGCUUUUUCACUGGGAUAUUGACUUGCAUUCCUCACCAAUCAGAAAGUAAGCUGCUCUCUUUCAUUGACUGCACUCGUUAGUUCCUUUCUAAAGGGAGCUUUAGUUUUUGUAACCCUUAUCCCAUGAAACUUCACAGAUAACCUGCUAUUGAUUUAGUAAUAGGUCAGAGGAAAAAUCGGCCAGGCUAUCUGGUCCUAGCCGGUGUCAGGCUAUUUCCAGUAGGUGCAGAUCUGAAAAUUCUUGAAACUCUGCUUGCAAAUGCACCUCUGUAAUUAUUCAAAUCGUGAAGCAUCAGAUCCAUAGCCCAUCAUCAGCUGGCUUUAAAUUAAUCAAACAAACAGGUAUAUUCUUGGAAAAUGUACGUGCCUGCAUGUUGGGAUUUUGCCCUUGGAAGUUUCAGCCAGCUUUCUACAUCUCAGAAGCUUUUUCUAUGUGCUAGAACAGUGGCAACGUGCCAGGCAGAGAUUAAUUUCCCCCAAAAUUAGAGCCAACCGUGCACCAUCUGUUACCUGCUAGGAGACCCUGGAAAACUAAUCAGACCCAAACCUACUUAGGGCAGGGCAAUUUCUGUCUUUUCUUUUCUUUCUUUCUUUUAAAAAAAGAUUUUUGGUUAUGCAUGUAAGUAGGCUCGAUUUCUUUCAGCAGAGAUAUUUGCUGCUCACACAUAUGGAACACUUGUUAAGUGGCAGCUCUUAAGAGACUUUUAACAGAGCUGUAAAACAGUGCUGCAGAAUGAUUAGUCGAGCAGCUUAUUAGAGCUAUUGGGUAUUACAUGAGGAAAACAAGUGAUUUCUCACAUGGGUUUAUGCGAAGGAAGUCACAGCCAGCUGGCAAUCCCCUGUACCUUGAACCCACGAUUGCACACACAUUUUAAAAUCCCCCUGAGUCUGUUGUCACUAGCAUGGAAAUGUAAUGGUGCGAGUUCUUGUCCCACUCCAGCUCUGACAUUACCUUUAAAAAAUACUUCUUAGGCAAGUUGUACUAUAACAUUAGAAUGGCCAAUUUACCUGAGCACACAACUAAUAUAUGGCAAUUAUCACGUAAUUUGCACAAAGUGAGAGGGUGAAAGAGCAGAAGAUUUUAUUACUCCUGCUCAGUUGCAGUCCAGUAUUAUCAGCUGAUAAAAUGCACCAUAAUGUGAGGAGAUUUUUGUAAUGGCUCUAAUGAUAUGAUAACCUUAACUGGUUCUUCAUGUACGUUUCAAAUUUCAUUGCUAAUAACAAUCUUAAUAUGCUAUUCAUUAGCCCAUUAAUUACAUCAUCAUUUAAUACACACACCACUUCCAAUUAGCUUUAAUGACAUCAGAGCUAUUUUUCCAUGCUGGCAUUUUUUUUAAAAAAAAAAAUUUUAAGAAAGGAAAAAAUGUGCACUGUGCUUUCACACUUGUACCGCCUGCUGUUCUGUCUUAAUUAAGUUUUGUAACAGCAGUCAUAGUUUAUAGGGGACUUUUUAACCUCAUUUGAUUUCAGACCAUUUGCACUGCCUAGAAGUAGGCAUUGAAAAUGUCCGAGUUAAUCCAAUUACCUCAAAAGGCAGCCAAUCUCAUUUAAUUUAUAUAAUUUUAGGGAAAGGCAAAACUCCCGCAAACGGCCAGAACUAUUUUAUCUGCACCAAUAUGUAAAAGAAAAAUACCUCAAAACCCUGAAAAGAUGGAAGAAAAGAAACAAACAUUCACGAUGCAGAUGACUGGAGAGGAUGGACAGGCUACCACGGGGUUUAAUCUGGCACUGCUUCCAUGCAUACCAGAAUGUGUGGAGGCUUUAGCACAUGGAUAGGCAAACUAAGGCCCGCAGGCCGGAUCAGGCCCAAUUGCCUUCUGGAUCCAGUCCACGGAUGGUCCAGGAAUCUCUGCAUGGAUCGCCAGUGCGCAUAUUCUUUCCCUCACCUUCACACGGCGGCGGUGGAGCCUCCUCCCUCCCUCCUCCUGGCUUCUCCACGCCCUGCCUAGAGGAGGAAGGGGGCUGGGCUUUGUUGGUGCCAGCAGCAGCAACGCUUGAGCGGCCGCCAUUUUAAGCAGCCCCUCUCCGGAGCCCUUUCGCGCGCCGCUCAUCGUCCUUCCGCUGCCGCCGCCAGUCCCUGCCGCUCUCAAGACACAGGUAAGCAGCCACCUGGGCUCAUGGUGCUCUUGCAUCAUUUCCCCCCCCCCAAAAAAAUAUAGUCUGGCCCCCCACAAGGUCUGAGGGACAGUGGACCAGCCCUUGGCUGAAAAAGUUUGCUGACCCCUGCUUUAGCAUGUUCAGCUAUGUGCACAAAGUCUCCCUCCAUCCUGCUGACAUUUGUGCUGUACAUAUAAAUUGGGGGGGGGGGAUUUGCUUCUUGGCAUGCAUGAUGUGAGGAGUGGGACUGCUUGGUACAGCCCCACUCCAUACUUGUGUGUUGGGCUUGUUUUCCUACUCAUAUUGAAAUACUGCCCCUCAAUGAGGCUAAACUUAGAUUCACAAAAUGUUUAGGGGUAUGUGUACCCCUGCGUCCCCCCAGAAAAAAAAAGCACUGGGCUUAUAACACCUGAAUACGACUUUAGAUAAUUCAGGAUCAGAGAAGAAUCCAGGAGUACAUAAUGGUGUCAUGUUGCUAAAGCUCUUUUUCACUGUAACAACUGAAUCAGGAGAGGCCAUGCAAGCCCUGGACCAGUCCCUGUGCUCAGUACUAAGUUGCAAGGGGGCCAACAGACCGAGUCUGGAUCCUGGCAAGAUAGAGGCACUGUGAGUGAGGAGGUUCCCAAAUCUGGCCAACUAGCCAAUUGCCUGCUUUGGAUGGGGUCCUACUCUCUUUGAACAGGGAGACGGGUGGUGCUGUGGUUUAAACCACUGAGCCUCUUGGGCUUGCCAAUUGGAAGGUCAGCGGUUCAAAUCCCCAUGACGGAGUGAGCUCCCGUUGCUCUGUCCCAGCUCCUGACAACCUAGCAGUUCGAAAGCACGCCAGUGCAAGUAGAUAAAUAGGGACUGCUGUGGCGGGAAGGUAAAUGGCAUUUCCAUGCACUCUGGUUUCGUCACGGUGUUCCAUGGCACCAGAAGCGGUUUAGUCAUGCUGGCCACAUGACCCAGAAAGCUGUUUGUGGACAUAAACCACCUCCCUCAGCCUGAAAGCGAGAAGAGCCCUGCACCCCAUAGUCACCUUUGACUGGACUUAACCAUCCAGGGAUCCUUUACCUUUUUACCUUUACUCUCUUUGAAGGAACAGGUUUGUAGCCUGGGGUUGCUUGGAGAUUCACCUCUGAAACGGAAAAGCCAGGUGGCCUCAGUGUUUUGUCUGGUAAGACAGCUAUAGCUGUUCCUGAACCAGGAUAGCCUGGCCGCUGUUGCCAUGUGCUGGUAACCUCCAAGUUGGAUUACUGUGAUGCUUGAUUUCUCCAUGGCGCAGACGGUCAGCACAUGCUACGCUGCUGGUGAAAGAAUUGCAUUAGCUUUCAUGCGAAGUUCAAGGGGUUGGUUCUGGAGCACAAUUCACCCCUUAAAAACUCAAGGCAUCACUCUUGUCAGGAGCUCCAUUAUAUAGGAAUCACACCUUUAGUUAUGGUGGCACCUACCCUCUGGAAUGACCUCCCAUUAUGCACUGGACAGAAACUGUCUUUGUUGCAUUUUAAAUGCCAAUUAAGAUGUUCCUUUUUCAACAACCUCGUCAGUGGAGAUCUUUAUCCUAAUCUGUAUCUUCAUUGGCUUUGACAUUGUUUUAAAAUAUAGAAUUGCUUUCAGUUCUUUGUGUACAGUAUAUGGAAUUGUUUUUAAUGUCAAUUUUUAAAUUAUGAGAUACUUUGUGGGAAGUGAUUCACAAAUGGAACCCAGUCAGUAAACAGUAACCUUAGAUAAACCAUCAGAAAUACAUUUUAAUCUCCAGUAGCAAUGCAGUAGCAAUACCUACACAUGUGAUGGUAAAAAUGCCAAGUUUUAACUUGUCUGAGAUAAUAUUGCCUUUCUUUCCCAGCCUUACAUUUUCUCUGUGUUUGACUGCCAGCCAUAAGCUCUCUAGGCACAACAUAAACUACUUGUUAGCAUUUGCCCUGAUAGACAAAAUAAGAAAGUCGUGAAGUCUCAUGGCAUAGGAAAAAAUGCCUUUUCUGCUAUGUGUGUUGUUGUUCCAUUAGAAAAAUGUAAAAGUUAGCUAUUAGAACCGAUGAUCAAGACCAGCUGGCACAUUAACUUAGGUGAAACAAUGAGCAGCUUAUGCUGAACAAAAAGAUCAUAUGAACUUUGGCUGACAUACUCGAUGGUACAGAAAGGCUUUACUGUACUAUGCUACAGUAAGUUAUGCACCACCAUAGGUGUGGCGCACCCUAAUUUUAUUUUAUUUUUUAAAUGGGGGUCAUGGCAAGCACAAGAGAGUACAGUGUGCCAUAUCUGCCCUCUCAGCUGCUCUGCUCGCCACCUUUUCCUCACGCUGGCGAGCAAUGUCUUGCUCUCUAGGACAGGGAAAUGAAGGAACCUUAACCUGUUUUGUUUAAUUUGGGUGAGCUAAUGGUUAAAGAUGAAGAUCAUGAAAACUGAUGGUAUCUUUGUAUAUGCCUGGUUAUUACUAUAGCAAAAUUUGGUACAGUAUUUGGUUUCACAUUUUUUUUAAAAAAUUGCAUAUUUUAAGUGAAGUUUAAUUGUGAAUUAAAAAAAUAACAAUUUUUGUUGUCAGUUUCUUUUGUCUGAUGAAUAAAAAUGUCCUUUAUGAUCGAGUGUGGGUAUGUAUUCCAUAAAUGCUCACCCUUCUAAAAAAAAUCACUGGGUGCACCCCCAAUGAAAUGUGCUGUGCACACCUAUAUGCACCACUGAAAGCUGUAGGUUUGGCUCUUGCAGAAAUUGAACUCCUCCUCUUGCAGUUCAAGGCAUGUGCCUCAAAGAUUUCUCACUAUAAAGAAAUGCACUUAUCCUUUCCUCCACACUUUCCAGGCACUGUCUAUGCUUUCAAGUUCCACGUCUGAGUGCUCUUUCUCUCCUCUGGCGCUUUCUGCAGAAAACCCCACACUUUAUCACUGAAUGGCCAUUUGUCAUCUGCAGAAAACCUGAAUUGCCAUUUGUUGCACUUCUGCUUCAAAUAGUGAGUUUUCGAAGGAGAAGCUCUGGGGUAAAAAAAAGAAAAGAGCACUUGGACACAGAUCUUGAAAGUGCAGGCCUGUACCUGGAAAGUACAGAGCAAAAGGUAAGUGUGGAUAAGUCCUAUGUCAUCAGUGCUUUCAAGGACCGAGUAAUUCAAUGGCUUAGCUACUGCAUGUGUUGCUGGCAACACCUCACAUCUUAUAACACCUUGGAUAAAUUUUGGACCUGCAAAGUCUUUCUAAGUGUUUUUUUUAAAAACCCACUUAAUUUUUGUUUGCUUGUUUCAUAUAUUUAUUUCAAAAGUUAUUAGUUCUUCAUAGCUGCAGUUAUUAGAAACAUAGAGUCAAAAUAGAUGUGGCACAGGAGCUAUGUGGCUGGCUCUUUUUUGUACUGUAUUGCAUUGUCAGGAGACAGCCAAUUUGAUUGGAAAAGCAGUGCUGAAGGAAAAAGCAAUGAUAUAGAAGGGAAGAGUGAACCAUUUCUCCAUUGGAUUUUUGCUGAUCUAAAUUGCUCGUCUGCCUCCUCUUCAAGCUUCUCUGACACAGCUCACUUUCCUACCCUAAAAGGCAUCACUACUGAACCUCACAAUGUCCUUCAUUUAACCUAAAGGAUAUUGUCAUACCAAGUCCAGACCUGACCCUGGGCAACUUCUCUUCUUAGAAUCAUAGAAUUAUAGAGUUUGAAGGGACUGCAAGGGUCAUCUAAUCCAAGCCCCUGCAAUGCAGGAAUCUUUUGCCCAACAUAGGGCUCAAACCCACAACCCUAAGAUUAACAGUCUCAUGCUCUACUGACUGAGCUAGAGCGUCUGACAAACAAGACCUUCCAAAGCCAGGAGACCUAGGAGAGCAGACAGAGCACCCCAACUGCAGCACAGAUCCAUAAGACCCUGAUGUCCAGCGAGAGUCCUCACCAGGCCUGCCUCCAAGGGUUGCCCUGAAGGACCAUUGGGCUGUGUUCCUGAUUCACCUGCAGCAUUGGAGGCCUGAUCUGAGUCAAUGUGGAGGAAGGUGAAGCGUCUCCCAAUCUUCUAGAGUUUCAGCACCAGAAGGUCCAGGCACAGGCAGCUGGUUAGUGAAGGUGUGCACACCAGGAAACCCAAGGUCCCCAGAAGUUGCUUGAGAAUAAAGGAGUCCUUGGGUGUAACUGCUCUCAUCAACAGUAAAGGCUCCUUGGAGAGCAGGCUUCAGCCUCUGCUGCUGGUUAUCAGCAGGAUUUGGAAGACCAGGUUAUCUUAACCCUUCAGUCGAAAUCUGAUAAUUGCUAGAACAAAAUAUGCCUUUCAGUUCUUUACUACUGAAACAUGACAAUCCUGCCUGCCUUCUGAAUGAUUUUAGCUGCUAAUUUCUAGACUUUGACUCGGCUUCUGGAUUUCAGUGGUACCUCGGGUUACAUACACUUCAGGUUACAUACGCUUCAGGUUACAGACUCCGCUAACCCAGAAAUAUUGCUUCAGGUUAAGAACUUUGCUUCAGGAUGAGAACAGAAAUUGUGCUCCAACGGCAUGGCAGCUCAGGAGGCCCCAUUAGCUAAAGUGGUGUUUCAGGUUAAGAACAGUUUCAGGUUAAGUACGGACCUCCGGAAUGAAUUAAGUACUUAACCCGAGGUACCACUGUAUAUCGAAGACAGAAGUGCCUGGCGUGCUCUGGUCCAUGGGGUCACGAAGAGUCGGACAUGACUAAACGACUAAACAACAACAACAACACCACUGUAUAUUUGACUUGGGGUCGGGGUGAUUCUCUUGUCCUUGGCUUCACCUUGGCUUUGCUUUUGGACUCCCCUUGUUACUGCAUGGUGUUACUGCAUUUUGGAACCUGAGCAUGUGGACCCUGCUGUGUGGCCUUGGCCAGCCUAGCUCCAGAACUGAGAUAUAUUAGGAAAGAUUUAUUAUAGCUACAGUACAUAACUAAUAAUUCUUGCAAAAUAAAGCCAUUGAGUUACUUGGUAGAAGUUAAAAGAAGUUAAAAGAAGCUCAGUUCAAAAGAGUAGUUUCUCUGAUCUGCAUGCAGGUUCAAAGAAGAUAUAUAACAAUGAUGAAGCAAUCAAGGUCUUUGUAAGAUAUAAUGAACUAUAUGACUCACAGAAGCGGGGAUGGGAGCGGGGGAAAUGUGAUGAAAUUAACAUACCAAAAUUAACAUACCAGGGCAGAGCAUGCCCUGCCCACUUUUCCCUGCAAGAAGUUAAAAUGUGCAUACAAUCCCUAACGUGUACACAGUAUCCCGGAUUAGAUGGGAUACCAGCUGAAUUCUAGAAAGCCUUUAUAGAUGUAUUGUGUGAGCUAAGUACUCGUCAUUUUUAGAUAUAGUUAAUUAGUAUGCCAAAACUGUGAUGUUACCAGACGAGUAGAAUAAUGCCAGAAUAGUGUUUACACACAAACACACACAGAGAAGCAGAAGCUAGCUCUGUUCUCAUCAUAUAACCUCAUCUUUCUCCUAAACCAAGACUAGACAUUUUUCACAGCUUCAUGGGCUAAAAGUCUGAAUAAAACAAUAGUUAUAUUCACAGUGAUCACUUAUCAGACAACAACAGAAAAGCACUGAACAGAUAUUGUAUGUCAUAAUAAGAAAACAGAAGCAGUCUGUAUUUGUUGGCAUAUAGUGGGACCAUUUAUUCAAGACAUUUCAGAUACUUGAUAUCAGAUUUUUUUAAAAUGGUAAGAGGAAUGUACUCAAAACUGAGGGCCAAACAUCACAGUAAAUGGGAAUAAUUCUGACCUUAAAAUGUUAAUUGAAGUACAAGGGACAGGUGUGCGGUGCUUUCUGCAAUAUUUAUCGAGCCCUUUGCAUUUUAAAUUAAAUCCAAAGAAAGGGAUAAAUGUUGGUUCCCAUAUUUGGGUAGAUGUCUAGCAAAGAAUUCUAAUAUUAAUGAUGUGGAAAACCUGGAGUAGUUUUCAUCCAUAGUUGGAGGAAAUGUGGAAUAACACUGCAGGCUGAGAGAACUGUAAUCUCAAAUUCACUCCUCCUAUGACUAACAGCCCAUUCCUAUGCAUGUUUACACUGAAGUAUGCCAGCUCUGGGAAAGGCAGAGCAUGGCACCCUGAUGGGAAUGCAAAUUGCCCCUCCCUAGCCAUCAGGUCACUGGAAGGACAGAUCAUGAAGCUGAGGCUCCAAUACUUUGGCCACCCAUGAGAAGAGAAGACUCCCUGGAAAAGACCCUGGUGUUGGGAAAGAUGGAGGGCACAAGGAGAAGGGGACGACAGAGGACGAGAUGGUUGGACAGUGUUCUCGAAGCUACCAGCAUGAGUUUGACCAAACUGCGGGAGGCAGUGGAAGACAGGCGUGCCUGGCAUGCUCUGGUCCAUGGGGUCAUGAAGAGUCGGACACGACUAAACGACUAAACAACAACAGCCAUCAGGUUGACCAUCUGAUGAGCAGAGAGGAGGGAAUAAACUCCUCUCCUCAGUUGAUCAGCAUGGAGGGGGGUCUGUGUGUUCAUGCAAGAGUGUGAGGUGGUCACAUCUACUUUUGCCCAUACUCAUUGCCGGCAUGCAAUCCUCAGAAGGUUGGCCAAGGGUGAGCCCAUAAAGGCUACCCACCCCUGCUCCAGUAAGUCUGUUUCAGAGGGCAACCUAGCUAAAUUAUAAUAUUCAUUUAUUCAUUCAUUGCAUUUAUCUCACCCCUAUCCUCCAAGGAGCACAAGGUGACAUACAUGGAUCUCUUCCUCCCUGUGAGCCAGUGUAGUGUAGUGGUUAAGAGUGGUAGUCUCGUUAUCAGGGGAACCGGGUUCGCGUCUCUGCUCCUCCACCUGCAGCUGCUGGGUGACCUUGGGCCAGUCACACUUCUCUGAAGUCUCUCAGCCCCACUCACCUCACAGAGUGUUUGUUGUGGGGGAGAAAGGGAAAGGAGAAUGUUAGCCGCUUUGAGGCUCCUGAAGGGGAGUGAAAGGCGGGGUAUCAAAUCCAAACUCCUCCUCUUCUUCUUCUUCUUUUAUCCUCACAACCACCCUGUGAAGUAGGGUGGGAGACUGUGACUUGUCACCUAGUGUGUUUAAUGCCUGAUCAGGGAUUUGAACCCUGGUUUCUCAGGUUUUAGCCCAACACUCUAAUCACUGGCUCUGUGAGUACAGUGGUGCCCCGCAAGACGAAUGUCUCGCAAGACGAAAAACUCGCUAGACGAAAGAGUUUUCCGUUUUUUGAGUCGUUCCGCAAGACGAAUUUCCCUAUGGGCUUGCUUCGCAAGACGAAACGUCUUGCGAGUUCUUGCGAGUUUGUUUCCUUUUUCUUAAAGCCGCUAAGCUGCUAAGCCGUUAAUAGCCGCUAAGCCGCUAAGCCGUUAAUAGCCGCUAAGCCGCUAAUAGCCGUGCUUCGCAAGACGAAAAAACCGCAAGACGAAGAGACUCACGGAACGGAUUAAUUUCGUCUUGCGAGGCACCACUGUAAUUAUGUUUGAGUAUACUGAGGUUUUGAGAUUCAAGGCACACUCCUCCAUUGUCUCCCGAGACGGAUGGAUGCCAACCAGUUAUGACACCCAUAGCUGAAUGAGUCCAUUGUGGUACAGUGCAUAACCUGACUAAAAUUCCUUCUGUUCACUGCCAUAUACCAGUAUAUAGCCCCAGUUUUAACUCCCUGCCUGCUUUCCAUUAAAUUUAUUUGUUUUAAGUUCCGUUACACCUUUGAAGAAGGGGAGAAAGUGAAAAGCCAAAGAGCAUUGUUGAACAAUGGGGAUUGUGUCAGUAACAAAAUGGGGAGUAACAAGAGUGUUCAAGCCCAGAGUGUUUAUUCUGAAAGGAGUUCAAGUGCAUGUCGAGUGCUCAUCCUAUUUAUGGCUCUGAAGUGGAUCACAGGAGCCAGCCAUGAGUCACAGUCAUAGCUGAUUUCUUGGAAACCAGAGGUAAAAUAAUAAUGAAUUGAUCAUGUUUCACUUUGGGGAUUUUAGCAAAGAUAAACCAUCUGUCCUGGUUACUUUUUUAUUAUUAUUAUUUAAGCAACGCCUAGAAGACCCAGUGUGAUAAAUAAUUCAAGCAGUGGACUGCCAUGAGAGCACAAUCUGAUGUGACUGCUGCAGGAUGCUAGUGUGAUAUAGUGGUUAGAGCAUCAGACUAGGACCUGCCAGACCAGGGUUCAAAUUCCUCCCUCCCAAAGUCAUGAAGCUCACUGGGUGACCUUGAGACAAUCACUGCCUCCUCUCAGCCUAACUCACACCUCUCAGAGUUGUUGUGGGGAUUAAAUGAGGAGGGGAAGAACCAUGUAUGCCACCUUGAGCUCUUUGGAGAAAAAGGUGGGAUAUAAUUGCAAUAAAUAAAUAUAAUUACAAUUGAAGUGGCAAUAACAAAGAUAUCAUUUGGUGCAUGGUAGGGGAGUCUAUAUUUCUGGAAAACAGUGACCUACCAGAAUAUCUGUUUCCAUAUUUUUAUUGGUUUUUAACAUACAAAAUUAUAAAACAUAUACCUACCAGAAUAUCACGUGGGCUUGAAUACUUAACCUUCUGAAGAGAUGCAUGGCGGGAACACCAUAAGCCAAAGAGAUCCUGGAAAACUAAAUUGUGUGAUCUGGGAACAUAUUACACAGAACAAGCAGACAAAGGCCCCUCCCAACAUGUCAACAAAACAAAACCCACCUGGUGAAAACAACUGAAGUACAUGAAAUUAUUGUUACCUUAAAACCUGAUGUUGCAGGACAAAGCAUAUUGUCAUUCUGGUUGAAAAAAAUAUUAGAAAUUCACAGUUGUAGGGAUUUGAAAUCUACAUUCAAAUACAGAUUAUGUGCAUGAAUGUGUGUGCCAACCAAGUUGCCAAAUGUUCGCUGUAAUAGAAUUGACUUACCUAAAUGAGGCUUCCCUCAUAAUGCUUCAAUAAUGCUCUGACGCAGUAGCCUGUGGUAGAAUAUAUCUCCUCACCUCCUAAUUCAGGCGGGACCAUGACCAAAAGAUUGGUGGGUGUAGAUUCUCCAGUGGCCACCAGGCACUAGUCACUGGUAACCUAUAAAUCCCCAAAGGCCUGGGGUCGUCAGCAUAUAGGGGACCAGUUUCCCCAUAAAAGUUCCCAAUGAUCUCUUAGAUCAGGAAGGGACCUGCUCUGGGUUAAAAUGAUCUUGGCAGCAACAAUGCAUAGGGUAUCUUCAGUAACGUGGACCACUUCAAGUUCCCUUUUGAAAGGGACUCAAUUCUGCCUGACCUUUCCUUUCCACAUUUAAAUGGGAAAGCAGCCAGAUUCCUGGCACCAGUUGUGCUGCUUCAUAUUAAAAUAGCUAUAUAAAACCUUAACAGGCAGGCUUCUUAGAUUUUCACAGCUGUAUCAAGUUCAGUCCCCGCUUUGUGAUAUGCAUAGUUUUGCUGCAGACAACCAUCCUUAUUUAAGAACCUAGGCACACAGUUUGUAAUACAUUGCCCUAAUUAUUAAGAUAAUGAAAUGGAGAUAGUUGUGAUUUUUAAAGAACCGGAAAAACCCGCCCACCCUGUUUUCCACGCAGAAUGUAAAACAUGCUCCCCAAGUCAAUUUGUUAUUAUUUGGCACCAAUUAUAUUGCUAAAAGUAAUAGCUACCAGUCAAUUAAACAAACAAGCACAGUGUGUAAUUUUUAUGGUCCUUCUCAUCGAACAGACCGUAAUUACAGAAUUUCAGCAUGGCUCAGUUCUGAGAUAAUCAGUGCAAAUCACAUAAAUGUCUGAGAAAGAUUAGAAUAAAACGGGAACCCUGCCCUAAAUCCUGUGGUACAUUUAAAAUAAAUGAAUGAAUAAAUAAAAUGGCUGCCCAAUAUGAAUGAUUCUUAGUAAUGCCUUGGACAAAUGAUUUCCAGAAUGGAGGGAGUGUAAUGGAAAUAGCAUUCUAUUUAUACCAAAGACUGACCUUGACAAUCAAGGGGGAAAUACAGAAUUCAGUAUGACAUUAGUUGAUCAAGGAUGGUACUUUCCUAGAACUGCAGUGCCAGCUUAGAACAUUUUGACUUUUUAGAGCUUUUUAAUAUUGUUGUUUUCAUCACAAUUCAACUUGUACAGAACUUGUUCAGAAAAGUGUGCCAUUACACAUGUGCAGAGUGUCAUCUCCUGACUAAAAAAUAAAAUAAAUCCAUCAAUUUUUCUCCAUGGACAGGGAAGAGUUUCCAUGUAAGAGGGUCCAGGAAGAUUUUCAGACAAAAUUUAUUCUGUACCUGUGAUUUAGAAAUUAAGCCAUACCCCCAUGAUGUACAUUUUUGAAUUUGAGUAUUGAUUACACCUACACUUCCAUUGCCAAUAAACUAAACACACACAAACUUUUAAAACGUGAAGAACACUUGCUUCCAGUUGCAUUCAGUUUUCCUCCCUCCCUACACUCACCCCACCAAUUAACACUAAGAAACUAAGAAAAUUAAUAUUCCAAACAAUAGACAAUAAAGAACAACUAUUUCAGCUGAGCCAAGGCACACCAGAGCACAAUGGAACAUGUGCAGAGUUUGGACUUUCUUUCUUUCUUUCUUUCUUUCUUUCUUUCUUUCUUUCUUUCUUUCAUGUUUGCACUUUUUUUUCUGUAACAAAUCUGUAUAAAUGUUUUUCAAAAAGAAAAGCCCUGAUCUCUUGCCUGGCACUUCACCUGAACAAGUCAGGCACGAGUCAGGCACAUCCUUCCUCUAAGUUCCCCAAUACCUAAGCACAGGAUAAGUUCUAUCUGGCAGUUCUAUCUGUUGGCAGCGGCAGAGGAGGAACGAGUUGCUUGUUCUUCCUCCUCCACUGCCACCACCACCAGGUUUGUGGUGUGGUGAACUCAAGUCAAUAAGUUUCCCCAGUUUUUUGUCCUAAAAUUAGGUGCCUCGGCUUAUAUUCGGGUCGGCUUAUACUCGAGUAUAUAUGGUAUUCAGUUCUGAUUUCAGCUCUACAGCUCUAUCUGGUGUCACAGUGUUACAACACAUUUAUAACAUGGUUUGUUUGUUCUUUUAACUAAUGUAUCUGUGUCCAGGGUGAAUAGGUAUUCUCCUUAUAUUAUGAAAACUAAAAGGUUAGGAGGUCAUUUUGUUCUGGAAAUUAUGAGUUUUAAUCUGCAAUCCUAUGCUCAGUUACUGGGAACUAAGUCCCAUUGACCUUAGUAAGACUUCUUUCUUACUGAUAGACAUGCAUAAAAGGUAAAGGUACCCCUGACUGUUAGGUCCAGUUGCUGAUGACUCUGUGUUUGCGCGCUCAGCUCGCUCUAUAGGCCGAGGGAGCCUGCAUUUGUCUGUAGACAGCUUCCGGGUCAUGUGCCCAGCAUGACUAAGCCGCUUCUGGUGAGCCAGAGCAGCACACGGAAAUGCCGUUUUACCUUCCCGCUGGAGCGGUACCUAUUUAUCUACUUGCACUUGAUGUGCUUUUGGACUGCUGGGUUGGCAGGAGCUGGGACCAAACAACAGGAGCUCACUCCAUUGCGGGGAUUCAAACUGCCAACCUUCCGAUCGGCAAGCCCUAGUCUCUGUGGUUGAAACCACAGCGCCACCCGCAUCCCUUUUAUAGACAUGCAUAGGAUUGCACUAUUAACAUGAUACUUCAUUUAUAGCAAGUCAGAAAAGUUUCCCCGGCCCUAGCUGGCGAAGUCAAGAGAAGAAGGUUACCUUUUUAUGCUAUGUUGUUCAAAAUAUCUGAAAAGACUCCAGUACAAUUAUUUCAAGGAUAUAUCCUUUGAUGACUGCUGUGCACUUUAUACUUUGAAGGAAAGAUAUAGAACUGAAGAAUAUAGAACUCUGAAAUUAUGACAUUAGUGCUGAAGAGAACAUGACCACAUACAACCUGGAUAGAAAUGAUAGUGUUAGAUUCUCAUAAUUCCUUCAGGUGGCAAAUAAAUUGUUCAAUUUAUCUACCUUUUCUGUUUUUAAAAAUCUAUAAACUUGUGCAUGUACCCCAACAAGUGUUGCUUUUCUUCACUUCAUCUCAUCUUUCCUCUGGCUCACAUUAUGGAGAUAGAGUCACUUCCUUCACAAAAAUCUUUACAUAUCUGAUGGGUCACCCACCCACCCCCAGUGCCUUCUUGUGAGUCAGCAGAACACGCUGUAUUCUGCCCAUUUGCUUCAAAAUCUGUUAUCUAUGUAGUUCUACAUGUAACUAAAGUUCUAUUGAUUUCUAGGCAGCAAAAUAAUAAAAAUAAUAAUAAAAAUCAAUUGGUUUACAUUCACCUCUCCUCUCUGAGCAGCAAGAAGUUCCAGUACAUACCCAGGUUUGGAAAGAGGUUAUUGGAGGCUUAUUAUCAUUUUGUAUUACACUACACAGAUAGACAGGUUAAGCUUAGUUGGAGGCCCAGUUUAAGCACUCCAACAAACAGCCAAAGUCCACUGCUUCCAGAGCAGGCAUGGGAAUCAUUUAUCUAGGAAGGGCUCAUUAUCUCAGGGAUAAUCUCUUGUGAGGGGAAGAUAUUGGCAGUGGGUGGGACCAGGGCCAAAAGUGAGUGAGUAGCUGCACCCCUUUUCUCCCUUCUUUCUCUCUCACACUCUAUUUUUUCUCUCCUACUUAUCCAGCCAAUUAUUUACGGAGAACUUGCUCCUCCAUCUUUCUUUCGAUCCAUUUCAGCUUCCCUCCUCCUUGCCAGAGGUCUGAACUGUUUGUUUACAGUGGGAUUAUGCCUACUUCCAUCACCCCAGCUCUUUUCUGUCCCCUCUUACUCACCUUCUUUCCCUCUGAGCUCAGUCCAACUGCAUGACAUGGGGCUCUUGGGCCACCAUUUUCACACACUCUCCUAGUCUUACUCAGAAAGCUGCUGUUUGCUUUACUCCUUAGUGCAGGAGUCGGCAACCUAAGGUCCAUGGGCCACAAGCGGCCCAUGGGAGUCAUUUAACCGGCCCCUGAGCCGCCCCUGAACUGAGCCACCCACUUGGCGAGUACCUGCGCGCUGUGCUAAACCGGCACGGUGCGGGGAUUCGCUUCCGCGGCGCUGGAAAUCGCGUCUGCACAGACGCAGACUCCGGGAAUCGCUGGCUGGUGCGCUCACACAUGCACACGAUCUGGCCCACAGACGGAACUCCGCUGGAGUGAACCGGCCAAGGCGAGGUAAACCUUGCCAACCCCUGCCUUAGCGUGUGCUAAGGAUCACUUAUAAAACCUGUCGUAAGCACCAAUAAAACGGCUAGCACAUUUGGAAAGCUAAGCAGGGUCUGGUAUGGUUUCACUUGGGAUGGGGGACAAUGUAGAUGACCCUCAGGUUCCCUCCCAACUCUGCAAUUCUGUUAUUCUGUUAUAGUUCAGCAGUAUAUGAAUGGUUUAAAUAAAUAGAUAAACUCUGGCCCUGCAACCAGGAAAGGUUCCCUGCUCUUGGCUUACAAUAUUAAACUGCACCAUGCUGCUGCCUCUUUUAAAAAUUAUCAUUGCACAUUCCUGUUUUAAGAGAAUUGUGCAAGAUCUGUUAUAACGAAAACAAAUGUGAGACUGCUUAAACCUCUGACUGGGAUGUGUGCAUGUGCUGAGCUUUCUGUAAAUGAAGAUAAUUCCUCUCUACCAGGCUUUUCCAACUGAUGGUCAACCACACAUAAAACCUGAAGCCUUAAAGCACCCAAGGAUCUGACCAUGUUGCUGAGAACAGGGAGGGGAAUCAAAUCAGUCCUGAGCUGCUUCCUGCUGUUUUUUCCAAAGCUCUCCAAGUAUCUCAUCAUGCAGCAGGAAACACCCUUUGCUUCCUCUUGCUGUUUAUUUCAAAAACCUCUGCAGGAGUUUAUUGAGCUAGAACAGUCUUAGGAAGACUGGGUAGAUUUCCCUUUAUCAUCAGAUCCCUAAAUGCCUUAAGCCAGUGGGUUUUUUCCUCUGGAUACUCAAGAGUACGCAGUACUGGCAUAUAUAUUUUUUUCCAAAUGUUAAAAGUGUGGCACUUACUAUAACAACUUCAUGGUGAGUACUGACACCUUUUUUCCCCUUUUAAAAAAUGCACUGCUUUAAGCUAAAACUUAACAUCAAGCUGGGGAAGGUUGAGGGAGAGGAAUGAUCUUAAUUUACAAAAAAGAUUGACAUACACAUACCCUAACCUCAGAGGACUAGACAACCCCAAGCAUUUUUAUUAUCGUUAUUAUUACAGGUCUUGCACAAAUCUGCUAAUGUGAGUAACAAACGGAGGUAGCGCUGGGGUGACAGAGGCCACUCGUUGCAAGGUCAGCACACAUGUGACAACACGGCGCCCUGAAAGAAAAUGCACUCAGAAGUUUCCACGCCAGCAAUGACAGCAAAUGCAUUGGCUAUUUUUAUGUACUGGAUUUUCCACAGUUAGGGGAAAUCCACCUCAAACAAAGAAAAAACAGGCAUUGGGAUGGUGAUGUCACGAGCAAGGAAUUUCCAAGCAUAAGCAGCACCAAGUGCACAACAAGCUGUUGAGUGUACACACCCUACCUCCACAUCCCAGACACAAAGUCAGAGCUAAAAGUGCAUGCAGUGCGGAUAACUCAAGCAAGUGAGCCCAACAGCAGACUUCAUGUGCAAGUCAUACACACACACUGCAUUUAUUAUUAAUUAAUUAAUUAAUUAAUUACCCCAUGCAUUUAAAAACGUAAUAAAAACAUCCAUCCUUAAAAACUUCACUAAACAGGGCUGCCUUCAGAUGUCUUCUAAAAGUCAGAUAGUUGUUUAUAUCCUUGACAUCUGAAGGAAGGGCCAGUCGCAGAGGAAGGGGCUUCGGUACCCGGGGCGGCAUGGCACGUCACACAUGCGGGCAUCCCAAGGGGGAGGUGCCCGCCCACUGCGAUGUCACCCCCCCCAGCUGGCACCCAAGGUGGACCGCCCCCGCCCCCCUUCCUCCACCACUGGGAAGGGCGUUCUGCACCACUACCAAGAAGGCCCUCUGCCUGGUUCCCUGUAACUUUGCUUCUCACAGUGAGGGAACUAGCAGAAGACCCUCUGAGGAAGACUUCAGUAUCUGGACUGAGUGAGGGGGGUGAAGACGCUCCUUCAGGUAUACCUGCCAAGGCUGUUUAGGGUUAAGGUUACCAGAUUUUUUUCAAUAAAUCCGGGGACACAUUUCAACUUCAAUGGAUUUUGUAUGGGGACUGGUUUGUAAAUCCAGGGACUGUCCCCAGGAAUCGAGGACGUCUGGUAACCUUACUUUAAAGGUCACUACCAACACUUUGAACUGUGCUUGGAAAUGUACUGGGAGUCAGUGAAGAUCCUUUAGGACUGGUGUUAUAUGGCCCCAGCGGCCACUCUCAGUCACCAGGAAUUUUUUUAUUAUUAAGGAAUUAAGCAUUAAAAGGUAUCCUAUAAAAAAAAAUUUUUCCUUUUUAUAGAUGGGGAACACUAAGUCUGAGAGUGAGUCUAGUUCCACAGAUAAUCCAUGUACCCAUGACAGAGCACUCAAAUGCACAAUCAAUGCCACUCCACCCCCCCAAAAAAAAUAUUAGCAAAGACAUAGAAAAACACCGGAGGGUUCAGAAAGGAAAGGAAAUGGAUAGCAAAUGACCAUGGGUGCAGAGUGGAGCUAGACUAACAGAUUGGUUUUUUUAGAAAAUACAGUCGUACCUCAGAAGUUGAACGCCUUGCAAGUCAAACGUUUUGGCUCCUGAACGCUGCAAACCCAGAAGUGAGUGUUCCGGUUUGCGCAUGUUCUUUGGAACCCAAACGUCUGACACAGGUUCCGUGGGUUCUGAUUGGCUGCAGGAGCUUCCUGCAGCCAAUUGGAAGCCGUGCCUUGGUUUCUGAACAUUUUGGAAGUCAAAUGGACUUCCAGAAUGGAUUCCGUUCGACUUCCGAGGUACGACUGUAUGCUAGAUUUAUUUAGGAAAUAUUUAUUUGUUUGUUUGUUUGAUAUGUCUAUGGAUGCUGCCCAAAAUGCAUUUGUGCAUUUUGGGGUCUAUUAUAAAGCAAUUCACAACUUGCUCAAAAAAGAAUCAGAUUUCUUCUCCGUAUACAUAGUUAUAAGGACACAGAUGAGCAGAUUCGUGCAAUACCUAGCUUAUGUACAGAUAAACACACAAAGUUUGACCUUGCUAUAACAACAGUUCAGUUAUGCACACUUAUACAAAGACACACACUUGACCUGCUAGUUACUAAUAUGUUGGUAAUAACACUCCAACAAACCUUGUUUCCCCACUAGGUUCCCAGGCAGAUCUUCAAGCCAUAGCUUUGAGUCCAGUACAAAGCAAGACAAGCCUCUCUCUCACCAGCUUCCAGCACCAGCCCAAACCCAUACACUACCUGCCUUGACUUAUUGUUCUUCCAUCCUAGGACUAGCCAGGUAAGAAGGGAAAGGAUCCACCCAUCUAUCUCUAUGGCAACAGAUGCUGAUGAUAGAUACUUAGCUGAGUGGUUAAGGCCAUUACCUUAACAAAGGAACAGGUUUGGCUGGUUCAGCAGGUUUUAACCUCGCAGAUGCAGGAUCACAGGCCUAAAAGAGACCCAUGGAUAUGGGGGGGGGGCAUGGGUUGGCAAACUAAGGCCCAGGGGCUGGAUCCGGCCCAAUUGCCUUCUGGAUCCGGCCCGCAGACAGUCCGGGAAUCGCUGCGUGGAUUGGCAUGGAUCUGAUUCUGAUCGUUCAGUCUGCACCAUUUCCCGUCCCCUCCCUCACACACCGUGCCAGCGCCUCCUCCCUCCUCCUGGCUUCUCCCCACCCUGCCUAGAGGGGGAAGGGGACUGGGCUUUGUUGAGCCGCAGUUGGUUGAGCGCCGUUUUAAGCAGCCCCUCUCCAGAGCCAGUCCUUUUGCACUGCUCAUCGUCCUUCUGCCGCUGCCACCAGCCCCUGCCACUCGCAAGGCACAGGUAAGCAGUCACCGGGGCUCAUCCAGUGCUGUGGAGAAGGGAAGGGAGAGUCGUGGGGGGGGAUUUUUUCUUCAAAAUAUAGUCCAGGCCCCCCCCACAAGGUUUGAGGGACAGCCCCCCCCCCCACGGAAAAAGUUUGCUGACCCCUGAUCUAGGCUGACCUCCCAAGCCUAGAACAAUAUACUAUACCUGGGAGCUACAGCUCAAGAAGCCUGCUGAAAUAUAAAUUUAGGGCAGAAAAUACCCAAUUAGAGGAAAUCAUUUCCCCCCGAGCUGUUAAGAGCAGUCCUAGAUUUACCUGUACAUCAGUCAACACCUGUACAUCACUAAAUGUCUUGGCCUCUUUUCCCCCUCACUGUGCUAACAUUGAGCCAACCGUUUCCACAAGCAGAUAUUAUUGGCUGGAAAAUGGAUGUCUUUUAUCUCUUUAGGAAAUCAGCAGCCUAGUUUCUUGGUAAGAGGAGGCUCAUUAGUACCAGAUGUGAACCCAGAAAGUAAAAAUAAGAAUGGCAGACUCUGGAUUCAAGAGGUAUCAAGAGAGUUUGAAAGGUCAGUGCCAGAAGAAUGAGAAUUGCUGCCACACGAUAAAAGAAAGCUAAAUGAGUCUGCAAAAAAGAAAGAUGAAUGUGUGCUGCUGAGGUCUACAAGCACAAGAAUAGGUCAGAUAACAACACAAACUGAGGAAUUAUUUUCUUAUAGCAGCAGUCAAUUGCACCCUGGUGGUUUUCAAACAAAAAAAAAGUGGACAGUGAUGAACAAUACACAAGGUUUCAAGCUUUUGGGCUACAUUUUAUGAAUAUUUCACACUUGUCAAAUAUAGCACAAAGCAUCAUUUUUAAAAUAAUAAUAAAUGGCUUCCUUUGGAAGCAGCGAGUACAACAAAGCAAAGAACAUAAGUUGUAUCCACAUGGGUGAAGUACAGUUUACACAUCUCCAAAUUACUGAGACAAAACUGUAACAAACCUCCUGCUCAGCUCAAAUUACUGAGGCUUUCUUGGAAACAGUGAUACUUACAAAUGCCUUUUCCUUCAUGUCAGUGGGCUACAUUUCAAAUUCUAUAUAUUUUGGAAAGUUGUUCACCAUGUAUCUGGACACCUCUUAAAAUAUCAUAACCAAUUUUGCAUGGUGGUUUGUCAGAGCAAGGGGCAGGUUUUCAUCUAUAUUGGGAUACAAUUGGAUGCCAUUUUGGACCAAGAUGGCAGGCAGACUGAGCCUUUCUAAACUGCACUGAUUGUUUUCUUAGCCUACUUGAGCAAUGUCAGGUAUGAGUCAUCCAGUAUUAUAUUUAUAAGUUGUUUCAUUACCCUAUUAACAUUGCAAAGGUGCCUUCAUUUUACUGUUUUCAGUAUCUACUACAGUGGUACCUCAGGUUACAUACGCUUCAGGUUACAUACGCUUCAGGUUACAGACUCCACUAACCCAUAAAUAGUACCUUGGGUUAAGAACUUUGCUUCAGGAUGAGAACAGAAAUCGUGCUUCGGAGCCGCGGCGGCAGCAGGAGGCCCCAUUAGCUAAAGUGGUGCUUCAGGUUAAGAACAGUUUCAGGUUAAGAACGGACCUCUGGAACGAAUUAAGUACUUAACCCGAGGUACCACUGUAAAAUGCUUUUGUUUUGGCAAGCCUACCCAGACGUGUAAUUUUAUUAUGUAUAUUUGAGGUUUUUUUAAGCCUGUUGGUUUCUUAUGACUAUUUAUACUAUUUUAUGUAAGCUACUUACUUGAUUUAUGUAAUUUGAUUAAGUGGUCCAUAAAUCUUGUUAAAUAAGUAAAAUAAAUACCUCCUAAGUGGUGCACAACAAACGAACAAAAAUCCAGUCAAAGGAAAUCGCACAAAUACACAUAUAUACAAGAUUGAGCAGCAAAGAAAACAUUAACUAAAUCAGCAAAAAGAACAAGCAUCAGCAGAAAAACAAUACUGUUCACUGGGAGCUGAGGGGAGGAAUGUCUUCGAUAGCCAGCAAAAGAUGAAUAAGGAAGGGCUCAGAGGAGCCUCCCUUGGGGAAAGUAGUUCCAUCCACAGUGUGCAACCCAGAAGGCUUGGCCUAGUCACACUCAACCCACACAUUUAAAGUACAUGGUUUCCCCCAAAGAAUCAUAAGAACAAUAGUUUGUUAACGGUGCUGUGAACUGUAGCUCUUUUGAGGGGUAAACUGCAGUUCCCAGUAUUGUACAGUCGUACCUCGGCUCCUGAACGCCUUGGGAGUCGAACAUUCUGGCUCCCAAACGAUUGAAAACCAGAAGUGAGUGUUCCGGUUUUCGAAUGUUCAUUUGGAAGCCAAAUGUCCGACGGGGCUUCCGCGGCUUCCGAUUGGCUGCAGCAGCUUCCUGAAGCCAAUCAGAAGCUGCGCUUUGGAAGUUGAACAUUUCAGAAGUCAAACAGACUUCCGGAAUGGAUUCUGUUCGACUUCUGAGGUACGACUGUAUUUGGGGGCGGUGGGGUGUCAGGUGUUUUUAAUGUGAUUUAAAUGUAUGGUGCGGCCAACAACACUUCAAGCAUUGGUGUGAUAUAGAAGAAGCCCUCCUGUAAAUCAUAUGAAGACAGGCAGACACUUAAUAUUCUAGUCCCAAGUACUAAGGGAUGUGGAGGUAAUAACCAGCACUUUAAAUUAGGCUUGGAAACAAACUGGGCACUAAUUAUAUGCAAAAUGAUAUGCAAAAAAACCCAAACCAAAGCAACAUAAAUUAUACAUAUAAAAGAGUCAAACCCUGUGCAGUACUAUAUUUCUGCCGCAUAGUUUUAUAAAUAUAUUAAUACAUAAAUAGUUGUAUAGAGUUAUAUCCCUUGUUGUGUGUAUCUGUUUAUUUGCUGGUUGCUUUUGAAAACCGAGCAUACAUGUAUAUGAUAUAUGAAUAAUAUUGUACAUAUAAUAGCGUGUGAACAUAUAUAUAAUAUUAGAUCAUUCUUUCUUAUUUCAGUGGAACUGUGAAAAAUAUGUGGAUAAGUCUGACAUCAAGAUGUUCAGAAAAUUCCAGGCAUGACCUCAUUCAGCUGAACCUGCUUGAACUCAUGAAGAAUGGAAGUAUAGCCAGUGGGAACAAGGACACUAGACUUGUAUGUGGCCUCCUACCCUUCUCCCUCACUUGAACCCCACCCAGACACCCAACGGUCGCUCUAGAGACCAAGCAUUAUUUCCAAGCCACUUAAUCAGCAUUUGGAAAAGACUGGGGCUAGGUUCCAAAGCAAAGGAAGGCACCUUUUAAGGCCCUUGAUUUCAGGGGACUUAAUUUCACCAGUCUUCAGAUUGUGGUCAUGAAUUGUAAUUGGCUACUUAAGGCAGGAAAAAGUGAUCGUGGUAUGGUUUGGCCAUGAAGAUUGAUCUUGCCAGCUAACCUUGCGUAGUAAUGCAGGAGGAUGUUACAUUAUUCAUUCCUUAAUCCUAGACUUCCUAUGAAAAUGAAGUUCUGGCUCACUUUCCAGGAGGCUCUACCAGUGUUGGGUUCAUAAGGACACAUAUAACCAGCACAGCAGUGAAAUGGAAGAAGCUGCUGAUAUUUUCAGCCUCUUCAAUUGGCGAGCAAAUUUGUUGCUUGUCUUCAUUGCCAGCCUCCUCUAAAAUAUGGCGACAUCUUUUUUUAUGCAAAGUGAGAGCAGCGAACUGCCAUCUCCCCUGCAUAAAUGUGUCCCACACAAUACAUCAAUUAUCGGUAAAAAGUGGCUGAUAUAAGAACCCUGUUGAAUAUACUAGCACUCUCUGUAACAAAAAAUAUAUGUAAAAAUUCAUUGGUGCUUCUGUAAGGUCGCUCAUCUUUGAUUUAACAGAUGCAGAAAAGGCCAAGAAAGUUGGUAAAUCAACUGUCAAUGAGAGGGAAGAAGUUGUUGAGAGAAGCAAAGAUUCUCUGUUACACUAAAAUUAAAAAAAAGUUGAGCUAUUGAAGUUCUCUUUUAUCAAAUAUACAGUGCCUAUUGCCUUGCAAUUACCAUAUUCUCUGGCCUCUUUCCUCGUUUAUCAUACACAUAAGGUGAUUAUUCUGAGCUCUGCAAUUCAGCACGCUGUAUUUUCAGGAACUAGGUUGCCAAGCCAUGUCUGAGGAGCCUCCAGAGCCUUAAACAGCUGCAUGGCAGGGAGACGUUUGGCAAAUAAUUGCUUUGCUAAAGCGGACACAAUCCUGC
This is a messenger RNA of Podarcis lilfordi (Lilford's wall lizard), 38680 nucleotides long. Lineage: Eukaryota; Metazoa; Chordata; Lepidosauria; Squamata; Lacertidae. The record is from the annotation of a GenBank genome assembly.